AAAAAAUGAAAUAUGUUUUAUAUUUCAAUACAAUCUAAUUUAAGGACAUGUAUAAUGAAUUACCAAAUGCAAUUUAAUUGAAAGAUUGUGUAAUCAUCAUUAUGGAAAUCAAGGAGUGGCUUAUAUCUCUAAUCCAAAAGAAAUUCUUGAAAAUAAUAAUAAAUUGUUGACCACAUUAAAUAUAAUACGACCAGCUUACUAAAACAAUGGCAUCUGUUUAUGUAUAAAUAUACAUCCAACAAAAUAAAUAAAAAUGAUUGAUUAAAACAAAAUUAAACCCUAGAAACAAAAAAAAACAUGACAAGGAAAAAAAUCAAGCAUGAGCAAAUCGCAAACGAAAGCAAGAGAAACGCAGUUUUCCGAAAAAGGGUAGAGAGUUUGCUCAAGAAGGCGAACGAACUCUCGAUCCUUUGCGGAAUCGAGAUGGGCAUAAUAGUCAAACGGGGAGAAGAUAAUAACCCGAACAACGCUAACCCUAUUUUUUGGCCUUCCCCGGAAGUGUUUACGGAGAGGCUCCACAAAUUCACCAACUUUUCGAAUUUCGAAAUAUCCAAAAAAAUGGUGACAAAGGAGAAAUACAUGGAGCAGGCGCUGAAUGCCGAGAAAGCGAUUCUGUCGAAAUCGAAAAAAAUUAUCGAAGUGAAAGAGUCUCAAGAAUCGAUCAAAGAAGCAAUGAAAGGUAUGUGUAUCGAUGAAAUCGAUACAUCUCAUUUGAAUGAACUCAACUUGUUUGUAGAUGAGAUGUUGACGAAACUAGAGCCGAUGGAUUUGUUGGAGAAUAUGAAGAACGAUGGUUGGUUCAUCGACACCAUGGCCGAGAGGCAAGAGGAAGAAGUUGUUGCCGGUUUUUUUGAAGUGCCGUGGAAUAAUAUUAUCGGUGGCGGCGAUGAUGAGACAGCUGGCACUUCUUCGGCUGCUUCGCCUGCUAACGGAGGGUUUCAGUAG
Molecule: messenger RNA, 945 nt
Organism: Erythranthe guttata (spotted monkey flower)
Lineage: Eukaryota; Viridiplantae; Streptophyta; Magnoliopsida; Lamiales; Phrymaceae
Source: RefSeq, a predicted model, not a curated record